This is a messenger RNA of Fusarium verticillioides 7600, 1490 nucleotides long. RefSeq lists its product as hypothetical. The coding region runs from base 108 to 1127 and encodes 339 amino acids. The transcript is spliced from 8 exons. NCBI's taxonomy places the organism in Eukaryota, Fungi, Ascomycota, Sordariomycetes, Hypocreales, Nectriaceae. The record is from RefSeq and is a predicted model, not a curated record.
AAUCGAGACAACAUUGGAUCAAUAAAGGGAGAACUUGCAUAUUUACCCUGCUAUCUGCCUAUCACCUGAUCCUCAAGCUCUCCUAUUGCAUCUGACUGUGACCAUCCAUGUUCUCACGCAUCUCUCAGGUAACCCGGCAUCUUUCAUCUCCCGUUGUUGGCAACACCAGUCGAUUCGCCCUAGGAAGAACCAUGGUUCCUAUAUCGGCAGAUGAGCGCAACUCGCGCACCAUUUCUACAGCCGCCUGCUUGAUCAUCGGUGACGAAGUUCUGGGUGGAAAGACAGUUGAUACCAACUCUGCCUAUUUUGCCAAAUGGUGCUUUAACCUCGGAAUUAACCUCAAGCGCAUCGAGGUGAUAGAGGACGAUGAAGGCGAAAUUGUUGAGGCUGUUCAGAGAAUGAGUGACCGUUAUGACUUUGUUGUUACUAGUGGUGGAAUCGGGCCUACGCACGACGACAUUACUUACCAAUCGAUCGCCAAGGCCUUCAACCUGCCUCUCAAACUACACCAAGAAACCUUUGACAAGAUGAAGCUGAUGUCAAAGGUUCAUCCCAAUCAACUCAAGUUCGAUUGGGAUGUCGACUCGCCAGCAAGAAGGGCAAAACUUCGCAUGGCUGAGCUGCCAAUUGAUGAAUCUCGGGACCUUAAGAAGCAAGCUCUUUUCCCCCAUGAUGAUCUCUGGGUUCCCGUAUCAGUCGUGAACGGAAACAUCCAUAUCCUGCCGGGUAUCCCUAGACUCUUCCAGAGACUUCUCGAUGGGCUGAAGCCUCACAUCCUGCCACGUCUUAGUGACCCCGAAGGGAAGGGUACGCAUAGAGUACUGUUCUCUACGCCUCUUCCCGAGAGUGGUGUUGCUGACUACCUCACAACCUUGGCUGCUAAAGUUGGGCCCAAAGGUGUCAAGGUCGGAAGUUAUCCUCGCUGGGGCAGGAAAAACAACACGGUCACCCUUGUUGGACGGGAUUUGGACUAUCUUGAGAGUCUCGUUGAUGAAGUCCAAGCUGGCAUCCAGGGUCUGCGAGUUGAUGCUGAGAGUGACGGAGAAGAAGACCCGAAGGAGAUUAAGAAGCAGGCGACCGAAGACGCGGACAAGGACACCGCGGAGCAAGUUGUUGAGAAACCUUGAUAUACCAGUAUCUUGAUAACUGUGAUCCUUGGAUAUUUGGAAAUCCACAAGGUAUGGUGGCGGGUUGUAGUUGCGCUGAUCACAGUAACAUCCGUUGUAACUCUGUAAAGAGCUGCAAUUGGCUACAUUGCAUGCUUCGUUGAUAUCCUUGAAUAUAUGUAGACAAGUGUGAUAGAAUGUUCGGAGUUGCAAUCUGAUACCGGCGCACGGGCUUGAAACUUUUGGUGAUUCAACGGUCAAAACCUGAUCGUCUCAUCGAUCAUGGCGCUCUUUAUUCAGACGAGCUGCAUAGGCAGCAUUUUUAAGCAGCAGGCAUCUCAGAGUAAUCUAACGUAGAUGAAAACUAGCACUUAGACCUGUGUA